AUCAAUGACAAUUGUCAAAUAGCAUCCCGCAACUGCACGUGGUUACAGUAAAGUAUACUUAAUAUAGCCUAUUAAACAAAACACAAUUAAAUAAAUUUAAAAUGGGUAAAGUUAAACAAGAACCAGUAGACCAAGAAGAGCAAGGUGAUGUUAGUAUUAAAAGUGAGCCCCAAAGUUAUGACGAUAAAGUAGAACACUGUAGUAUUAUUGCAAAACCGAUGGCGUCAAAAAAACUCAGUAAGAAAAUUUACAAACUAAUCAAGAAAUCUAGCGGACAUAAAAAUUAUAUCAGAAACGGUUUGAAAAUUGUACAAAAACAGCUUCGCUUAGGAGAAAAGGGGAUAGUAGUGUUUGCGGGUGACAUAUCUCCAAUUGAAAUCAUGUGUCAUUUACCAGCAGUGUGUGAGGAGAAAGAUGUCCCAUACUGCUACACACCAAGCCGUAAAGAUAUCGGCUCAGCCAUGGGAACAAUGAGAGGAUGUAUCAUGGUACUCGUAAAGGAACACGAUGAAUACAAAGACUUGUUUGAUGAAGUUCGAGGUGAAAUAAAACUACUUGGACAUCCAUUAUAAAUAUAGCUUAGAUAUAAGACAGAUUUUACUAUUGUAAGAAUUGAAUGAUCAUAACGUUAUGACCAACUUACUCAUCAGUGAUAUUUCUGGAGCGCCUAAUCCAGUCUUCCAGAAAUAUGAUAAGUGCAACCAGAUGGGUUAAUAAUAAUAAUAUAAGACUAGAACACAAUCUUUAUUAGUUUUAAGAUGUGAUUUUUUCCAUAUAAAGAGUUAGGCAAAUCAUCCUGUUAAUAAUAACAACACUAUCAUUUAAAAAUAUAAAAACAUUACCUAUUAGGCAUAUAAAUGGUUAAAAGUAAACAGCCCAGUUUUAUACAGAUGAUGUGAAAUAGCAUUUAGUUAUUGGGUAUUUUUGUAAGUUUAAAUAUAAUUUGGUAUAAUGAUAUACUU
Messenger RNA from Vanessa tameamea, 962 nucleotides. RefSeq names its product H/ACA ribonucleoprotein complex subunit 2-like protein (gene NHP2). The coding region runs from base 102 to 572 and encodes 156 amino acids. Lineage: Eukaryota; Metazoa; Arthropoda; Insecta; Lepidoptera; Nymphalidae. Gene Ontology annotation, cellular component: box H/ACA snoRNP complex; cytosolic large ribosomal subunit. The record is from RefSeq and is a predicted model, not a curated record. The transcript has 2 exons. Gene Ontology annotation, biological process: snRNA pseudouridine synthesis; maturation of LSU-rRNA; rRNA pseudouridine synthesis. Gene Ontology annotation, molecular function: box H/ACA snoRNA binding.